AUGGGAGAAGUUCACGUUGGCGGCGGGCAGUGCAACGUCCCCGAACAUGAGAUUAAGCAGAAUGCAGGCGUGUCGGCGCAAAUGGCGCUCCAGGCGGGACAGAAGGCGUGGGAGCUGAGGCAAGCUGCGCAUGGCGCGGGCGACGCGAAAGCAAGAGAAGAGAUUCUAGCGAAGGCGAUUAAUAAAGAGAUUGAAGCAGAGUCAUUCGGAAAGGCGGCAAAAUAUACACAGUCGGGUGCUUUCCAAGGUCUCGCCGCUGGUGCCGGAUUGGGAGUGCAGCCAGGUGUCACCAUUGGAAAGCUGACCGGCGCGCUCGUUGGCGGCACAGUAUCCACAGUGACUGGGCUGCUGGGAGGUGGCAUUGGAUCAGUCUAUGGCGCGAUGAGCGGCCCAAUGUGGGAUCUUGGACAGAUGGCAAGUCAGGGGGUUCAGGGUGUUGUUGGCGACUUCCUCCCGGAUGUCAAGUCAACGCCAUCGCAAAAGAAAGCCCUGGAGAAGAUGGUUAUGCAAACCAAGGAAACGCAGGCACCAUCUAAAGAAGAACUAGAACAGAUGAAGAAUGACGCACCGGAUAUGAUGCCGCAGACUUGGUCGCAGUCCGCGAAAGACAUGACUGCUUGGAGACCGAGCAUGCCGUCGGCAGUGAAGAGUGCGGGGGCUGGAAUUGCAGGAGUUGGAGCUGCGAUGAACCCUUGGGGAGGUGGAGGUCAACAGCAGCAACAGCAGCAAGGCUCAUCACAACCCAAGCAACAGCCUCAGAAGCAAGCCCAACAAGCGCCGAGUCAACCCAAGCAGCAGUCUAAGCCCCAGCCUCAGAAAACCUCUCAAGCAAAGCCAUCGCAGCCGAAGACAAAUGGCACACAACCGCCAAAGCAAGAGAAGCCACCUUCAAACGAACCAGCGAAGGAAAUUCCCAAACCCCGUUCCCAACGCCCACCCACAACCCGCGGCCCCGCAAACCCCCAAUCCUCAACGCAAUCCACCCCGCCCUCCCAACAAAAGCAGACACCAAACACACAACAAACAUCGAUCAAGUCCUCGUCACAGAAAUCACCAUCCACGGCGAACAAAUCUGCAAAUGGAUCUGCUCAGCCGAAACGGGUGUCGUUUAGUGAUAAUAAAGAGAAUAACGCGCCGGCUGCGGCGGAGAAGCCGAAGAGGAAACCGAGGAAAUUGGGGCAGCAGGGUGGCGCUAGUGCUGGUAGUGGAGGAGGUGGUGGUGGGAACGGCGGUGCAGCGAAGAAGGCGCCGAGGAAGUUGGAGUCUAGGAAGCCUGCUGCUGCUGCAUAG
This is a messenger RNA of Alternaria triticimaculans, 1290 nucleotides long. RefSeq lists its product as uncharacterized. The record is from RefSeq and is a predicted model, not a curated record. The coding region runs from base 1 to 1290 and encodes 429 amino acids. Lineage: Eukaryota; Fungi; Ascomycota; Dothideomycetes; Pleosporales; Pleosporaceae. The transcript has a single exon.